Molecule: messenger RNA, 841 nt
Organism: Paramisgurnus dabryanus
Lineage: Eukaryota; Metazoa; Chordata; Actinopteri; Cypriniformes; Cobitidae
Gene: cmc2
Product: C-x(9)-C motif containing 2
Cellular component (GO): mitochondrion
Source: RefSeq, a predicted model, not a curated record
AACCGCCAAUAAGCACGAAAAAGAAGACGAAGAAGGACUACAGUUGUGAAAGAGUGCUUUGACAUUAUUAGGUUUUCAUGCGGACUAUAAGAUUGGGUGCAGAUACAUCUGAAUAACAAUAUUAAGUAUCGACAAAGAUCAAAAUCACCAUCCUGAAGCGUUGUCCGCUUAUGUCACUAGAAAACGCACUUCAGCUGUCCUCCGAGAUCUAACCCAUGCUUAUGACAGAUCUGAGGUCAUUUUGGAACACCGUAUGUAACGUCAAAAAACAGUCCAAAACAAUCUGUACCUGUGCUGUAAUUAUUGCAAGCACUGCAAGGGGUCACGUUAAAGCCAUACUCCAAUAAGACAUCCAGCUUUAAUUCACAAUGCAUCCAGAUCUGUCUCCACAUCUUCACACUGAUGAGUGCAAUGAACUUAUAACACUUCUCAAGCAAUGCCACAAAGAGCACAAUGUUCUGAAAUUCUUUGGCACGUGUAAUGAUGUGGACCGGGCUAUGCGCGAUUGUCUCAAGAAAGAGUACCACGUAAAGAGGGAGCACAGCAGGGCUCACGCAGCAGAAAUGAGGCAGCGUCUAAAGGAAAAACCAAAAGGGGAUUCCUAAGACCAGGCUUCUUUGGAUCACAGAACUACCACACACAAAAACGUUUGUUGCCUGUACACAUUGAAUCUGGAUGAUUCUGAACUCUUCUGUAUGGAUAUGUAUUUAUUAUUAUAGAUGUUGGCAACAGAGAGUUAUUCAAGUGAUCAGUGGCUUAAUUUGUGCAUUUACAACUCCUGUAUAAUACAUCAGAAUUAGAUAUAAUGUAAUGAAAGCAUAUUGCUAAAAGUAAAACUUUA